AUGUACCCUUCCCUUGUCCUUCCAUGGUCCAACAGCCCCUCGGAUCGCGAAACCACAUACCGCAGUGCAGGCUUGGUGAAAACAAAGGGUACACUCUUCCUGCUUCCACCGUCAACAUCCACCCUGCGCGAUACAUUCAAUGCGCCGCCGCGUCCCAAAACCCGCAUGUCCUCAGGUGCAGUGGCGCUUUGCAAACAUUUCGAGCGCGGGGGUGCCUCCUCGGAGCAUGGCCGACUACAUCCAUUCUGGACCAUGCCCGCAGGGAGCAAUGAGAACAAGACCGAGAUUGCACGAAGGAUACUGGAGGAUAUGCUUGUGCAAGCGGUUUGGAGGAAUGUCAUGCUCUUGCACCAUGGGGUAGCGGUGUAUGAGAUCAGGAAUGCAAGCGGCCAUGGGAUGAGGUGGACACUGGAUAUUGAGGAGAAGAAAGAAAAUCCCAAAGUCGACAAUGGUGUAUCAGGGGAUCUGCAGCCGACGCCGGCCAGCGCCGACCCUCCUGAUCAAGGCGAAAACGAGGAUGACUUCCAAAAAGAAUGGAGGAUUACCCGGACGACAUUUCGUGGAUUCUUGGAACCCAUUGCUGAAAUGGAUCACGAGCUGCCAGGUCAAGGCGUGGGCACAACGGAACUCUCACAGCCUGAUGGGCAAAUAGGUGAUGGAAUCAUUGCAGAUGGUCGCUGGGACACGGGCUCAACCAGGCUGUAG
Molecule: messenger RNA, 705 nt
Organism: Cladophialophora psammophila CBS 110553
Lineage: Eukaryota; Fungi; Ascomycota; Eurotiomycetes; Chaetothyriales; Herpotrichiellaceae
Exons: 1
Coding region: 1-705 (234 amino acids)
Source: RefSeq, a predicted model, not a curated record